AUGCACACCCAUGCCACCCACAGCACCACCCAUGCACACCCAUGCCACACCCCAGCAUUAACCACGCACGCUUAUGCCAUACACCAGCACCACCCAUGUACGCCCACGCCACCCUCCAGCACCAUCCAUACACGCCCACGCCAUCCCCAGCGCCACCCAUGCACGCCCACGCCACCCCAAGCGCCACCCAUGCGCUCCUAUGCCACCCUCCAAGCACCACCCAUGCACGCCCACGCCACCCCCAGCACCACCCAUUCACGCCCACGUCCGCCAUCCACCAGUAUCACCUACGCACGCCCACGCCAUCACCCACCCACCACCCAUACAGGCCCACGCCACCCUCCAGAUGUCCCUCAGUACUAUCCAUGCACGCUCACGUCCGCCACCCCUCAGCACCACCCACGCACGCCCACGCCAUCCCCCUCCACCAGCAGUGCGCACCCACGCUACCUCUCAGUACCACUCAUGCACGCUCACGUCCGUCACCCCCCCCCCGCACCACCCACGCACACCCACGCCAUCCCCCUCCACUACCCAUGCACGCCCACGCCACCCCCAGCACCACCCACGCAAGCCCACGCCACCCUCACUACUACCCAUGCACUCUUGCACCACCCCUAG
This is a messenger RNA of Scylla paramamosain (green mud crab), 621 nucleotides long. RefSeq lists its product as uncharacterized. NCBI's taxonomy places the organism in Eukaryota, Metazoa, Arthropoda, Malacostraca, Decapoda, Portunidae. The transcript has a single exon. The record is from RefSeq and is a predicted model, not a curated record. Bases 1 to 621 code for a protein of 206 amino acids.